This is a messenger RNA of Cynocephalus volans (Philippine flying lemur), 2457 nucleotides long. It is a transcript of the gene CNKSR3, whose product is annotated as CNKSR family member 3. Lineage: Eukaryota; Metazoa; Chordata; Mammalia; Dermoptera; Cynocephalidae. Gene Ontology annotation, molecular function: protein binding. The record is from RefSeq and is a predicted model, not a curated record. Bases 470 to 2137 code for a protein of 555 amino acids. Gene Ontology annotation, biological process: regulation of signal transduction. The transcript has 13 exons. Gene Ontology annotation, cellular component: membrane; cytoplasm.
CACGCGGAGCGGGGACCCCAGGAGAGCGCGCCGCCGAGGGGAGGAGCGCAGGGGAGCCGAUCGCGCGCCGGGAGGGCUGGGGACGUGGUCUCGGGCCGGGAGGCUCCCGCGCACAGCCGAGGCCGGGGGGUCUGGGGCCGCACCCCGCGGGCCCGCAGCUGCCGUCACCCAGGAGCGGCAGCUGUGCCCGGGGUCCCAGCGGCGGCGGGAGCAGGCAGAGGAGCUGCAGCUGGACGGUGGCAGCUGGAAGAGGAACCGCACAGCUGUCCCGUGUCCCGGCCAGAGGGCCGCGCUCCCCUCGCUGAGCCGAGCUGGGAUGACCCGCUGACCGCGGCCAUGCAGCCUUGACCGGGACGCUCCGGCGCGCAGGGGACGAGCCGCGGGGCGUGCCCUCCCGGAAAGGGGCACCGGGGCGCAGGCAGCGGCUCUACCUCCGACUCUAGCCCAGCGGGGAGCGAAGCUACCUACCAUGGAACCCGUGACCAAGUGGAGCCCCAAACAAGUGGUGGACUGGACUAGAGGGUUGGAUGACUGCCUGCAGCAGUAUGUCCACAAGUUUGAACGGGAGAAGAUAAAUGGAGAGCAGCUGCUGCAGAUUUCCCAUCAGGAUCUUGAGGAGCUUGGGGUCACGCGGAUCGGACACCAGGAGCUUGUGUUGGAGGCUGUUGACCUUCUCUGUGCACUGAAUUAUGGCCUUGAAACCGAUAAUAUGAAGAACUUGAUUCUGAAACUGCGAGCAUCUUCCCACAAUUUACAUAAUUACAUAAGUAGCCGGCGGAAAAGUCCAGCUUAUGAUGGGAACUCCUCCCGCAAGCCCCCCAACGAGUUCCUGACCUCUGUGGUGGAGCUGAUCGGUGCUGCGAAGGCCUUGUUAGCUUGGCUGGACCGGGCUCCAUUUACAGGGAUCACUGAUUUCUCAGUAACAAAGAACAAGAUCAUUCAGCUUUGCUUGGACCUGACCACUACAGUCCAGAAGGAUUGCCUUGUAGCAGACAUGGAGGAUAAAGUUUUAACUGUAGUCAAGGUUUUAAAUGGCAUAUGUGACAAAACAAUCCGAUCUACUACGGAUCCUGUUAUGAGCCAGUGUGCAUGCCUGGAGGAAGUUCACUUACCAAACGUUAGACCUGGGGAAGGCUUGGGCAUGUAUAUCAAAUCCACUUAUGACGGAUUGCAUGUGAUUACUGGAACCACAGAAAAUUCUCCUGCAGACAGAUCUCAGAAGAUUCACGCUGGUGAUGAAGUCAUUCAAGUUAACCAGCAAACUGUGGUGGGAUGGCAGCUAAAAAAUCUGGUGAGAAAAUUGAGAGAGAAUCCCACGGGAGUUGUGCUACUGCUUAAGAAACGUCCCACGGGUUCUUUCAACUUUACCCCUGCUCCCCUGAAAAACCUACGGUGGAAGCCACCUCUUGUGCAGACCUCACCUCCACCCACGACCACCCAGUCCCCAGAAAGCACCAUGGAUACCUCGCUGAAGAAGGAGAAGCCAGCCAUCCUGGAUCUUUACAUUCCUCCUCCGCCAGCUGUUCCCUACUCUCCCCGGGACCAGAAUGGGAGUUUUGUGUAUGGAGGAUUCAGUAAGUGUAAACAACCACUGCCUGGUCCGAAGGGUUCUGAGUCCCCGAAUUCCUUCUUGGACCAGGAAAGCCGUAGACGCAGGUUCACCAUUGCUGAUUCUGACCAGUUGCCGGGGUAUUCGGUGGAAACCAACAUCCUACCCACAAAAAUGAGAGAGAAAACACCAUGUUAUGGCAAGCCCCGGCCCUUGUCCAUGCCUGCGGAUGGGAACUGGAUGGGGAUUGUGGACCCUUUUGCCAGACCUCGAGGUCAUGGGAGGAAAGGGGAAGAUGCCCUUUGCCGGUAUUUCAGUAAUGAGCGGAUUCCUCCCAUCAUCGAAGAGAGCUCGGCUCCCCCGUACCGGUUCUCCAGACCCACGACAGAGCGACAUCUGGUGCGAGGCGCAGACUACAUCCGAGGGAGCAGGUGCUACGUCAAUUCAGAUCUCCACAGCAGCGCCACGAUCCCAUUCCAGGACGAAGGGACCAGAAAGAAAUCUGUCUCCUCGGCCGCCAAGUCCUCGUCCACGGAGCCGUCCCUGCUGGUCAGCUGGUUGACCCGCCUGAAACUGUUGACUCACUGAUGCUGCUGGCCAGACUCCCGCCUGGCUGCUGCGACAAGUGCCUUGUGUCCCCAGUGGACAGCCUCUUCUGAUUUCCUCCACAGUAUUAUGUAGUGACCUUAUGUGAUUUCAUUGUUUUGUUUCGGAAAGUGGUUACACUGCCCUUCUCAGAAUUUUGAAGUAAUGGGAACAAAUCCAGAGGGUCUCAGGUGCUGGCUUUGGAGGCGGAAGGAGGGAAAUGGGUAGAGUCUGCUUUUCCUGCUUCCCCAGAGAUGGAACAUGGGGACAAGCUCCAGAAAUUGUUGUCUUGGCCAGAAAUGCUCUGGUCAUUGUGAGGAACU